AUGGCCACAAAGUCGCGCACGCCCCUCCGUCCGGGUAUAUACUGUCCCACCCUCACCUUCUUCGACCCUACAACUGAAGAUCUCGACCUCCCAACCAUAGCCAAGCACUCCGUUCGGCUCGCCCGCGCUGGUCUCGUUGGCCUCGUAACCCUCGGCUCGAAUGGAGAAGCAGUCCACCUUUCUCGAUCCGAAAAGGCCGCCGUGACUCGCACGACGAGGCAAGCACUCGACGAAGCUGGCUACAGAGACGUCCCCGUGAUUUGCGGAGCGGCGGAGCAAUCCGUUCGCGGUACUUUAGAAUUGUGCAGAGAGGGCGCAGAGGCAGGGGCGGAUUACGUACUGCUUGUGCCCCCCAGCUACUAUCGGGCUGCAAUGAAUGAAGGGCAACUGGAAGAAUAUUAUAACGCGGUUGCAGACGAGAGUCCGGUGCCGGUCCUACUUUACAACUAUCCUGGUGCAGUGGCAGGGAUUGAUAUGGACUCCGAUUUCAUUAUUCGCGUCGCACAGCAUUCGAACAUCGUUGGGACGAAGUUUACGUGCGGGAACACGGGCAAAUUGACGAGAGUCGCAAGUGCGACGGAUGCGUGUACGCCCAAGAAGAAGGGGAGUGGCUUCAUGGCUUUCGGAGGUAUGGCUGAUUUCACCGUGCAAACGUGGGUCAGUGGCGGCAGUGGCAUUGUUAGUGGAGCAGCGAACGUGAUGCCCAAGAUAGUGGUUGAGGCAUGGAAUCUUUGGACGGAGGGUAAGACGGAGGACGCGAUGAAGUUGCAAGAAGUUGUCAGUAGAGGAGAUUGGUUAUUAGGGAAGCCAGGGGUACCGGGGACGAAGGCAGCGCUGCAGAGGUUCUUUGGGUAUGGGGGUUAUGCGAGGAAGCCUUUGCGGAGGGUCGGUGAUGCAGAGGUGGACAGUCUGGCGGAGAAGAUGAAGGAGGUGAUGGAUAUUGAAAAUACGCUUUGA
This is a messenger RNA of Letharia columbiana, 957 nucleotides long. RefSeq lists its product as uncharacterized. The coding region runs from base 1 to 957 and encodes 318 amino acids. The transcript has a single exon. The record is from RefSeq and is a predicted model, not a curated record. NCBI's taxonomy places the organism in Eukaryota, Fungi, Ascomycota, Lecanoromycetes, Lecanorales, Parmeliaceae. Gene Ontology annotation, molecular function: 4-hydroxy-tetrahydrodipicolinate synthase activity.